Dreissena polymorpha is the source of this 2790-nucleotide messenger RNA. RefSeq lists its product as uncharacterized. The record is from RefSeq and is a predicted model, not a curated record. Bases 868 to 1329 code for a protein of 153 amino acids. Lineage: Eukaryota; Metazoa; Mollusca; Bivalvia; Myida; Dreissenidae. The transcript has 2 exons.
UACUAAAUAAUAGACCUGUUUAUUGUUGGGCCACUGCUGGGCUGGUUUUUCAGUUUUCUUAUUGUUGGUGUUUUUUAACCGAAGUAGCUAAUUUUACAGAUUUAAAAUUUCUUUCUCAUUGUUAUCUACACAAACAAAAGGUUGUAAAUUUUCUCCUUUAAUUAUUUCUAAUCUAUUCUAGUAAAAGUUUAUUAAAUAUGUAAAAUAAAGUUAGAAGCCGGUAGUUAAAAGGUGUUUCUUAGCAAUUCUUGUGAUAUUUAUGAUGGAUGCUGAGUUUACGGGCUGUAGUUUACGGAUUUCUGUACAGUGGUGGGGAAAAAGUGGAUCGGUCACAUGGCGUCUGAUCUAAGCAAUUGUAGUAAGAGCAAAAUCAAUUUCAAGCUUUAUGAGAAAACGUAGUUGAUAUGCAUUCGUGUAUUCAGUGAAAUAACCAUGUUAUACUUAUUUUCUGAAAAUAGGCUAAUAUCUCACUGGCAGUAAGAGGGUAAAUUUCAAUCGAAAUAAAGGAAUUCCCGUGGCGUGUUAAACAAACAUAUUACUUUUGGUCAGCACAAAAAUGUCAAAAUAUAUUUAGCGUUAUUAUUCAAUUUCUGGAGAGUGGGUUGCUUCAGAUUCAAUUAGGGCGGGCACUAUGUUCAGGUUUAUCAUAAACACUUUAAAUGAAUGUUGGUUUUUAUGUAGCAAUAGUAAAAGGAACUUAAUUGUGGCAAUGCGGCAAUAGUCGGUACUUACUGCAGUUAAGAGGUGGUCUUAUGGCGCAUUUAUUUAUAAUUACCAAGACAGUUUGUUGAGUCACGUUUUAGUUCAUAUGCAAUAAAUCUCUAAAAGGUUUGUUAAUUAUUAUAGUGGGUUAGCUAUAAGCCAAAUAUGGCUUUUUUCGGUAUUUACUUAUUAUCUUUAUUGUUUAUUUUAUUGCACACAUGGAAACGCGAAACCGGAAAAGGCGCCGUCCGUCGGUCAAACUACACCAGCAUCCCAGCCAAAACCUACCUGGCACCAGCCAACAACCCCGUCAGCUGCCUUCCACCCAAAUGCCCGAUCAGCUGCCUCCCAACCAACAGCCUGUCCAGCUGCCUCCCAACCAACAGCCUGUCCAGCUGCCUCUCACCCCCAGCCAUCGACUCGGCCAAUGGUCUUCAAACCAACAGUCCGGCCAUCAACCCGACCAGCUGCCUCUCAGUCAACAACUGGGCGACCAGAUGCAGCCUGCAGCAAGCCAGCCAGAUCCGGCUGUUCAAUCGGGGUAUGUCAUCUCAAGCCUCGCAACACCAGUUCCUUGGGAGGAGGGUCUGUCAGGGGGGCUGUCACCCAGACCUCGUACAGGCCUAGAGCUUACACGUUCCGACCUAGAGGCCCAAUUCAGGGGCUCCGGGGCCCGUUUAGCAGAUACUAAUACCUCAGUUUGGUCUCUUGGCAAGUCGCCAAUCAAUGUUGUUACGAUUUCUAAAUAUCUUCAGUUAUAUCCAAAUAAAGAAGUAGCUUCUGUGCUCAGUAAUGGCUUUAAGCAAGGUUUUAAGCUGGGUUAUAAGGGUUCACAUCUCGGUUCUUCAGCGAAUAAUUUGGUUUCAACAAAAGUGCAUUUUUCAGAAGUCCAAAAGAAACUUGACAAAGAGAUUUCCUUAGGUAGAAUUUCAGGUCCUUUCAAAGUCCCACCAAUUUCCAAUUUAAAAGUAAGUCCAUUAGGCAUUUUAGAGAAGCCAGACGGGGGUUGGCGGUUAAUUACACACCUGUCGUAUCCCAAUGGGUCAAGUGUCAAUGAUGGUUUUAGUGUGGAAGACAUUUCUGUUAAAUAUACAUCAUUUGACAAAGUGGCUGACAUGUUAUUUAGUUUAGGUACGUCAGCAAUGAUGGCAAAAAGAGAUAUUAAAUCGGCUUUUCGUUUAAUGCCUAUUUACCCAGGGGACUUUCACUUGAUGGGGCUUCAGUUCAACAACCAGUAUUAUGUUGACAAAUGCUUACCAAUGGGUUUAUCUAUUGCUCCGGCUUUAUUCGAAUCAUUCUCCACUUUUAUACAUUGGCUAGUAAGUUUCAAAACUGGGAUUCAAACUUUAGAUCAUUAUUUGGACGACUUUAUUUUUGGAAGUGCAGCUGGGUCAAAUAAUUGUAACAUGCUAGUUUCUACUUUCGAGGAAGUAUGCACCGAAAUGGGAGUCCCAGUUGCGGUGGAAAAGUCGGUCGGCCCAACAACAGUACUGACAUUUUUAGGCCUGGAAUUAGAUACUGUGCAAAUGACUGUUAGAGUACCUGCUAAAAAAGUGGAAGAACUUUUGAAGCUUUUGCAAAAUUGUCUAGUAAAAAAGAGACUUACGUUAAAAGAAUUGCAGUCUUUGACUGGGAAGUUGAGUUUUUGUAGUCAAGCAGUAAGAGCAAGUAGGGCAUUCUUGCGCCGAUUUUAUGAUGCUAUGUGUGGCUUAAAAAAGUCCUAUUAUAAGAUAAGAGUUAAUGGUGAAAUGAGAGAAGACAUCCUGAUGUGGAUUCAAUUUAUUGAAGAUUUUAAUGGCGUUGUACAUAUUCCAAAUAAAGUAUGGUUGGAUAACUCUGUCAUUCAUCUUUACACUGAUAGUGCAGGCGGUGCUACUCUUGGCUGUGGUUGUUAUUUUGGAGGUAAUUGGGCCUAUUGCCCAUGGCCUGUUCAAUGGCAAGGCCAACCUAUUUUAUCAGAUAUAACAUUUUUAGAGAUGGUCCCUGUUUUGUUGGCAAUAUGGCUCUGGGGGGUCUUUUUGAGGGACAGGAAGAUUAAGUUUCAUAUUGAUAAUUUAGGUUUGGUAGAAGUGAUAAACAAACAGUCUU